GAAGACUCGGGCCUCCGGAUGCACAGUCGAACGUUGAUCACGAGCGCGAAUAAGCGGAACGCAAUAUUUCGAAAAUGAGAGGAGCCAGUGUCGUCUGUACUUUUGCGGUUUUGGUCGCGGUCGCGGCGCUCGUCGCCACCGACGCCCUGCCGAAGAACUAUGUCAACAAGGGCUUCGUUUUUUACGCGCCUGCUUCAAACUAUUCCCAAGAUAUGACAGCUGGAGCUCACGUUCCAGGGGAUUAUUUGUACUCGCGACAUAACGUUUACAAGAGGAACGUGUACAACCAGGUCGUAACUUACCAACAAGUCUUCAAUGUGACGGGAAACAACGUAAUUACUUUCAUGAGAGCGCACGAUCGCGCCUCGAACGGUGGCAGAGCCGUCCUCGUCAACGGCGGCCCUGGACUGAAAAGAGCGACGGUUCGGUUCACCAGCCAGCGGAGCCAGUCGGUCGACUUCGUGGUUGAAAUUUACGCGAGACGGCGUUGAAACUCGCAUCACCGGACAGCCAACGGGCGCGUAAAUUGGAAAAUCUUUCAGUUUGUUUUUCCGCAUUAAAUUAAUUGUUUUAUUGUCACGAGAAUUUUUGUCUUUUAAUAAAAUCAAGUUAAUGGGA
This is a messenger RNA of Venturia canescens, 618 nucleotides long. Its product is annotated as probable salivary secreted peptide. The coding region runs from base 75 to 491 and encodes 138 amino acids. Lineage: Eukaryota; Metazoa; Arthropoda; Insecta; Hymenoptera; Ichneumonidae. The record is from RefSeq and is a predicted model, not a curated record. The transcript has a single exon.